Messenger RNA from Rhopilema esculentum, 1664 nucleotides. RefSeq names its product olfactory receptor 4K5-like. Gene Ontology annotation, cellular component: plasma membrane. NCBI's taxonomy places the organism in Eukaryota, Metazoa, Cnidaria, Scyphozoa, Rhizostomeae, Rhizostomatidae. The record is from RefSeq and is a predicted model, not a curated record. Gene Ontology annotation, molecular function: G protein-coupled receptor activity. Gene Ontology annotation, biological process: G protein-coupled receptor signaling pathway.
AAUGCCGAAUGAUUUUCUAUGCUGAAACAAUGUGAAGUAAAACCUGCAACUGUGGAAACAAAGUCUUCCUAGAAGGCUUGCUUCGAGUCGUGAAAUAUUUCAAAAAGUUCCUAGCUUUAAUGACUAUUUACAACUUAAAAGAACGUCAAUAUAUAGUGGGAUCAAAGUGUUUAUAUAUAGAGGAGAUUUUUAUUGUGGAUUACAAUGCCCAAUUUGCUGAAUUUGUUAGGUUUCUAGUUUAAUCAAGCGAAUCAAAAGCUGAUGGUGUCAAACCUGCCAUUUGGUAAAGCCUUCCAAGUGUACUAAUUAGGUUCAUCUCGUUUUAGACAUUUAUUUAACAAGAACUUCUCUUUGUCAUUUAAACCGCCAAAUUCUUUGUUUGGUUAUGAAAUUCAAAUUUCCUGCUUCAUAUUCAAUCUAGAACUGAGAAGAUGUUUAUUCAUUAGUUUGCAGUCCAAGUAUAACAAAAAACAGAAUGAAUUGAUGGCAUUUGCGAUUUCAAGUCUGGGAAACAAGAUCAUAGACUAAGCGUAGAUAAAAAACCUUGGAGGAUCAUUUUGAGGCUUUUUAUUUGCAGGCUUCAAAGAAAACCAACUUGUUAUGAAAGGCCAUGGUAAUAACAGGUAUUUUCCAUGAUUCAAAAUUCCGACAUAACUAGUAUAAGUUGAUUAUCCUGCGAGCUAUUUGACGUCUUGAGCCAACAGGUAUUCAAGCUCUAAUCCACGGACAAGGCACAAAAAAUGAGUGAAGAUCGUGUUAUGCUUUCUCAAAAUACAUACACCAGCAUCAAGAUCAUUCUUCCAAUCGAUGUUGCUGUUGCAGUUUUGACAGGCCUUGCAAACUGUGCAUUUUUGAUCAUGUUGAUAAAAACAAAAUCACUACACAAACCUUCUUUUGUGUUCCUCGGAGCAUUGAGUACCAGCGACGUUCUAGUAGGCUUUGUGGUACAGCCAUUGUGGAUAGCCGACUACAGUUUUAGAGUUACUGGGAACUUCAACGAAAAUCUAUUCUACAUCAGAGGGUCCGUUGGUUGGCUAUGUAUAGGAUCUUCCUUUCUUUUUAUCGUGUUGAUUAGCCUAGAUAUGUGCAUUGCGGUUUGUCGUCCAUUUUGGUAUCACGUGGUUAGCUCUUGCAAAGGACACCUCACAAUUUCUGCAGUAGCCAUAAUAAUUUGGUGCAUUUUUUCUGCAGUUGGCUUUGUUCUCUUUACAUACAACAACCCAACUUAUAUCUUCAAAUCCACGCUAACAGUUACUGUUGGCAGUCUUAUACUUCUACUUUAUAGCUUUUGCAAAAUAAAUGCCGUUUUACAAAAACAGAGGAGACAAAUUUCAGUUUUACAAAGUGCAAUACUACAUAGGCAAGAGAGCCAAAGAUUUAGGCAAGAGAAGAAAAGAAUAAACGUUUUGCUAUUGCUAAUACUGAUUCUAUUGGCUUGCUACCUACCAUACUGGUUCAUUGUAGGUGGUGCAUUCCUUAAAGGACAAUUUUUCCAAUGUCUUGUAGAUGAAAUUUUAGAAAUGUGGGCUGAUUUUGCAGUGAUGUUCAACAGUCUCCUAAAUCCGAUUUUAUAUUAUGCUCGAAUUCAUGAAAUCAGAGUUGCAAUGCGUAAGGUCUUUGGAUUUCCCAAGGAAGAUAGCACGAUAUCAGUCCUUGAGACCUGA